This is a messenger RNA of Sabethes cyaneus, 2212 nucleotides long. It is a transcript of the gene Arl8, whose product is annotated as ADP-ribosylation factor-like protein 8. Lineage: Eukaryota; Metazoa; Arthropoda; Insecta; Diptera; Culicidae. The record is from RefSeq and is a predicted model, not a curated record. Bases 298 to 858 code for a protein of 186 amino acids. Gene Ontology annotation, molecular function: GTPase activity; GTP binding. Gene Ontology annotation, biological process: anterograde axonal transport; protein transport. Gene Ontology annotation, cellular component: lysosomal membrane. The transcript is spliced from 4 exons.
AAGAUCCUUCUCAGAAAAAAACGAAAAAAGUGAUAGUGCAAAAGAAUAAAAGUGUGUUCGCCCUGCUGUUGCGUUUGUCGUUUUGAAAGAGUUAUUAAAAGCAAAUCUUUAUCUCCACUUUGAAAUAUCAUCGUUGAAUUGAGUUACAACUAACUACAUUUUGUUUUUGGAAAAUUUGCGUGUUUCUUGCUGAAAGUUGUUUUUCGGUUUAGGCUGGUGGAACAGUAAACAAAAAAGGCUUUGCAUUACCAGAGAGAGAUUAGUCAUUUGUAUCGUCUGAGCUUGAAAUAAGUGAAUAUGUUGGCACUAGUCAAUCGAAUCCUGGACUGGUUCAAAAGCCUUUUUUGGAAGGAAGAAAUGGAACUAACACUCGUGGGUCUUCAAUACUCCGGAAAGACGACUUUUGUUAACGUAAUUGCUUCUGGACAAUUCUGCGAUGACAUGAUUCCAACAGUUGGAUUUAAUAUGCGCAAGGUGACCAAAGGAAACGUCACCAUAAAGGUGUGGGAUAUUGGUGGCCAACCGCGUUUCCGAUCCAUGUGGGAGCGGUACUGUCGCGGAGUCAACGCCAUUGUGUACAUGGUUGACGCUGCAGAUCUUGAUAAGAUGGAAGCUUCCCGAAAUGAGCUGCAUUCGUUGCUGGACAAGCCACAGUUGGCCGGCAUUCCGGUGCUUGUGUUAGGUAAUAAGCGGGAUAUUCCUGGAGCACUCGAUGAGACUGGAUUAAUCGAAAGAAUGAACCUCUCUAGCAUACAGGAUCGAGAAAUAUGCUGUUACAGUAUCUCUUGCAAAGAGAAAGAUAACAUCGAUAUCACAUUACAGUGGCUGAUUGCCCAUUCCAAGAGCCAAAGUCGUUAAGCGCAUAACAGUGGCAGAUUUAAGAGACGGAGAAGGAUCGAGGGGUUGACUCGCAGAGCCGUACCUCGAUUAUCUACCAUAUUGUAGAACUUACUAAUACAGAAUAGAGAGAUAGGAUAACAUGCUGAUCACAGUUCAAGAUUGUCGCUUUACUACUAUCUAAAUCCUGCAGUAUUUCUAUUUGAAUCUCAUGGUAUGAUUUUGCCAGAGUCGUUCUAGGUUGAAAUAACUUUGAAAGGAAAAUCCAGGUUGAGAUGACUUUGAAAGGUAGGCCGCAGGAUUAGCAUAAGAGUAAAUUGUCAAGUUUGCGAUACUUGUUUUGAAUUUUAACAAUAAUAUAGAGAUGAUGAACGGUUAAACCAUAUUCAAAUCGAAAUGCCAUCACCUACAUCAACCAAAUUCUACUCUUGACAAUGACAAAUGUCGAGCUGUUGAAGCACGCGUAAUACAUAGACGGACCUAACUAAAGUUGAAUUACACUAGGUAUCUUUCUUGGACGAGAUUACUUUACAAAAAGCGCUCUAAAUUAUUCAAAACAAACUAUGCUUUCAAUAAGCCGUUGUUAUAUGCAUAGGAAUGAAGUAAGGGCAACGGUUGUGUCGCAAAACCAAUAGACGGAAGUGAUUUCGAUAAAGUUAGUUUAGACUUUUACUUGGCAUAACUUAUUAAGAGAGGAUGAUCUGCGUGAGUGCGAUGUACGAGCGAAUUGAGAUCCAAUCAUAGCAGAAAUAUUCAAAGCUGGUUUAAACUUUUGAUGAAAACAAAUACAAUUACAUAUAGCAUUACCGACGUAUCGAAUUUCAAGAGAAAGGAACCAAUUCAUUUAAAGUUAAGCAUUCAAUCAUAUGUUCUUUUUUUAUUAUUUCAACGGUUUAUAAAAAAAUUCCGAACCGAUUUCUUACCUUUGGUUCCUCACAGUGAUACACGGAUGUUGAAUAAUAAUAUACUAGUUAAAUAGUUAAAUAUACAGCGAACAGUGCAGCCAUACUAACUAGUUUCACAAUACAGUUGCAAUUAUUAAAAUUCCCUUUUUUAUUUCUCUCUAUCUUUUGCAAUUGCUAUCAAAUCUUUUACAUACACCUAUAUUCCAUUGAGAUGCGACUGCGUUGUUAUCAGUUUGAUGCGUAAUUGCGCCAUGCUUGUUUGUUAAUGUUUCGCGGAUGAAACAAAAUUCGGAAAUGAGGUAAUUUAUCAUGAGAACAUAAUAAAUAUUCUCGUUAUAGUAGCUGAAAGAAAAAAAGGAAAUAAAUUAACAAAUUAAACGCUGCGGACGGAUAUGAAUAACGAUCAAUUGAUUACCAAAAAUUUAUACUGUAUAUAAUGACAACAUAUGAUAAUAAUAUAACAUAUAUGA